UUUUGGAAGGGUUUGGAUGUAACUUCUCCAUUAUAAGCUCCCCAGGAAGGGACUUGUGUAACCCCAACAGGUGAAGAGGUGUCUGUGGGAGUUCACAGUCUCUUAAUCUGCUCUGACACUUGUCCAGGGAUCCACAGGAUUCCUGGUGGGAUGUGGCAGCAGAGGGAACAGGCUGUGGAGGUCAGGGUUGGCCCAGAGCAUUCCACUGACAGCCUGAGGUGAAGAUGAUGCUGAUUUUUUUAAAGCUUCAUGAAGUUUUGUGGUUGUAUUUUCUAUCUAAGGUCUCAAGCAUCUCAUAUUAAGUUCCCCCAAGCUUGAUUUAGGGAUAGUUUUAGGGAUAUGUUUGAUGGUUACCCUGGUAAAACACCUUCAUACGUUUCAGAAAACGGAAUUAUUUUCAGUAAAAAGAUGCAUUUUACCGGAAAUAAUUCUGCUUUCUGAGGUUGUACUGAAAGAACACAAUGUCCCAUUUCCCUGUAGCCCCAGAGACAGGUAAAAAUUCCAGCAGCAGAGUUGUCUGGGCGUGGGAUUUGCACCAUUUGCAUCCACUUUGGCUGAAAAUAGAUCCACGUCCACAGGAGGGAAGAGCUCCGGUGCUGUGGGGAAGCAGCAGCUUCUCCUGAAUGUUGAGAUGGGUGAUGAAAUAUUAAUUCUCCCAACUGAGUCACCAGCCAGACUGGAUUGAGUCUCCUGCUUCCUAAACGGAGCAGGAGUUGUACAACUCCAUCAACAACUUGGUCUGGUUUCCCAAGGAAAUGAGGCUUGGGAGACGUUCCUGCUGCUGCCUGAGCCUUUCCUGCUCCUGGCAGCGUUUGAUCUGUGCCUGCUGCAGCCAAAUCAGGCAGGAGGAACCCAUCUGAAAGUUAAAUUUCUGUACAUUUCAGGAAAAUUAAGUUCCCUGGGAAAAGAGGGGAGAAAAAAACCCACCCAACCCCAGCUGUUUAGCAGCGGGGGGAGGGAAGUGUGAACUGGGCUUUGGCUGGGGAGGAGACAAUCCCUGGGGGGAGAUGAACUUGCAGGAAGGUGACUUUGUUGCCCUGGUGUCCCCUGGGGGUGGCUGGGAAGGCCUGGGAUUCCUCUGGAGGAUUGCAAGGAAUAAAAAAACCAGGGUGGAAAGGGUUGAGAAGGUGUCAGAGCACGGCUGGGCUGGUGGCACAGGGACCUGCCCUGGGUCUCGUUUUGCUGGGGCAAACAGUAAGAAAGUGAGGCAGAGGCUGUUCCCUGGGAUGAGGCACUGUCUGAGCUGGGAUUAAACUCCCAUGUGGAUCCUGCUCAGGGAAACCUGGGAGUCCUGGAGCCUGAGGGGUUUUCCUGUGCUGAGUCAGCACAGCUGCCCAAAACUCCUCUGGUCCAGGCUUGGAGCUGCCUCCUCUAAACUCACAGAACCAUGGAGUGAUUUGGGAUGGAAGAGACCUUAAAGGUGAUGUAAUUCCAACCCCCUGCCACGGGCAGGGACACCUUCCACAUGCACAGUGUGAUGUUUAGGGCUCAGACUCUGCCUGGAUUGGCUUCUCCAGAACCAGCAUUAAAAACUCCCUCCCCAAAUUUCCACUUGAGUCCAGGAUAAACUUUUCUGAAUCCAUGUGCAAAGAAGAGGGGACACCCCAUCCCCUCUGAAGGACAAAUGGAUGACAGAUGACCUGCUGGCUUGGCUGGGAUUCCCUUGGAAGGAAUGGGGGGGGUUUUCCCUGCUGUAACAAAUCCCUUUCUGCUCCCAGGGGACGUCGGGAACUACUAUUAUGGCCAAGGACAUCCCAUGAAACCCCACAGGAUCCGGAUGACCCACAACCUGCUGCUGAACUACGGCCUCUACAGGAAGAUGGAGAUCUAUCGUCCUCACAAGGCAAAUGCAGAGGAGAUGACCAAGUACCACAGUGAUGACUACAUCAAAUUCCUGAGGUCCAUCCGCCCUGACAACAUGUCUGAGUACAGCAAGCAGAUGCAAAGAUUUAACGUUGGGGAGGACUGCCCUGUGUUUGAUGGGCUGUUUGAGUUCUGUCAGCUCUCUGCUGGAGGCUCUGUGGGUAAGAUCACAAGUCGUGUGCUCUGUCCCUUUUAAGAAAAUGUAUUUCAUGUAGUUCUGUCCAGGAAACACUUUGCUGUAGGGGGUGGUGGGGAAGCUCUGUGAACCUAUUUCUGAUUUCCUUAAUAAUUAGAUCCAGAUUUCUCCCCAAGCUUUGCACAUUGAUGGAUCCCUCUCCAUUUUAGUCCUGGUUUCCUCACUGAGUGUGUGAAGGGCUCUUUAAGUGGUGUAACAGCAUCACCAGUGGUAGAGUUAAACCAAAACCACAGCAACAGCAUUUAAUUUAAAAAUAAAUUAAAAAAAUCAACGUGAGCUGCUUUACAUUUAAAAAAAAAGUUGUUAAAACCUUGCUGUGGGCAGGCAUAACCUGGAAAGGAAAGAACAGGUUAUAACAAAACUGUUAUCUGUUGGUUAUAACAAAAAGCCUGAACAUGAACAAGGAGCUGAGGGGUUUCAGUGAGUUCCCUCAAAGCUGGAACAUUUAAAUGCUUUCACAGUUCUCACAGUUGCAGACAGGGCAGGUGUUAUUGUGCUGUAGAGCUUUGUGGCUGCUACAUCACAGUGACACCUCUGAGUCUGUGUUUCCUGU
Messenger RNA from Neopelma chrysocephalum (saffron-crested tyrant-manakin), 2612 nucleotides. RefSeq names its product histone deacetylase 1-like. Lineage: Eukaryota; Metazoa; Chordata; Aves; Passeriformes; Pipridae. The transcript is spliced from 3 exons. Gene Ontology annotation, molecular function: histone deacetylase activity. The record is from RefSeq and is a predicted model, not a curated record. The coding region runs from base 1673 to 2059 and encodes 128 amino acids.